Messenger RNA from Elgaria multicarinata webbii, 2548 nucleotides. RefSeq names its product zinc finger AN1-type containing 5 (gene ZFAND5). The transcript is spliced from 6 exons. NCBI's taxonomy places the organism in Eukaryota, Metazoa, Chordata, Lepidosauria, Squamata, Anguidae. Bases 407 to 1045 code for a protein of 212 amino acids. Gene Ontology annotation, molecular function: zinc ion binding; DNA binding. The record is from RefSeq and is a predicted model, not a curated record.
CCUUCCUUCCUUCAGAGCGUCUCGGCCGUCGACGCGCGCGCGCGCUCUCGCGUUCUCUCGCUACACAAGUGGCGGUUUGUGCGCGUGAGGCCGUAUAUUCUAUCAAGGCCCCGGAGGCCCGUGGCGGCGGCGGCGGCGGCACGACCGCCGCCAUUAUCACCCGCGCGCGGCAAGGAACCAUCUUCCUCUCGCUCCCCCCGCGGCGUGUUUGGCCCCGCGCAGCAGCACCAGGAACUCCUCCUCCUGUUGUUGGAACAAAGGAAGGAAGCGGCGGCUGCGGCUGCAGUAGCAGCAGCUCCGGGACUCCCCUCCCGCUAGAGCCGGGACAGCGGCGCCUCCCCUCCUCUCUCUUUGUCCCCUUCUCCAACAAGCAGGAGCCUCGCCAGGACCCAACGAGCGGAACAAAAUGGCUCAGGAGACCAACCAGACCCCAGGGCCCAUGCUGUGUAGCACAGGAUGUGGAUUUUAUGGGAAUCCUAGAACUAAUGGAAUGUGUUCAGUCUGCUAUAAAGAACAUCUUCAAAGACAGCAAAAUAGUGGCCGAAUCAGUCCAAUGGGAACAUCAAGUGGUUCCAACAGUCCUACCUCAGACUCUACAUCUGUACAGAGAGCAGAUACUAGUUUAAACAACUGUGAAGGUGCUGCUGGCAGCACAACAGACAAAUCAAGAAAUGUGCCUGUUGCCGCCUUGCCUGUAACUCAGCAAAUGACAGAAAUGAGCAUUUCAAGAGAGGAGAAAGUUACUCCGAAAACAGAGACAACAGAGCCAGUUGUUACUCAACCAAGUCCUACAGUCACUCAACCUAGUACAUCUCAAAAUGAAGAGAAAACACCUGAAAUGCCCAAACCAAAGAAGAAUAGAUGUUUUAUGUGCAGAAAGAAGGUUGGCCUUACAGGAUUUGACUGUCGAUGUGGAAAUCUGUUUUGUGGACUUCACCGUUAUUCUGACAAGCACAACUGCCCAUAUGAUUACAAAGCAGAAGCUGCAGCAAAAAUCAGGAAAGAGAAUCCAGUUGUUGUGGCCGAAAAAAUCCAGAGAAUAUAAACUAACCUACUUGCUGAAAAGACUGACUUUCUUUGUUUUUAUUUUAAAAUAUCCUAGGAAAACAUUAAAGAGCAGAUGCAUGGCCAUUUUCCUUUGAUGUUCUCCAGAGUUUUUCUUUAGUCUGUCUUAUUGAUUGAUAUUUUAGGAUAUUGUGGGUGUUACAGGCAGAAUUGGAUAGAUACAGCCCUUUAAAAUGUGUACAUGCCCUCCCCAGAAUUAAUUGAAAGAGUAAGACCUGCACUGGAAAACAGACAUGCACAAAGGACAGAGUUGUCUAGUUCACAUGUGCCAAACAGAUGCAUAAAAUCUGCAUGUUUGCAGCAGAUUUGCCUUUUGGGAAUGAAAUUGAGGUAUAUCAUCCUUGGAUAGUGCUACGUGCCUGUUUGAUUAAAAGAUACACCAGGAAAAAAAUGAGUCUACUUUUACCAUAGUUAAACUUCGUCCUGUUUUAAUUUCCACAAUUCAUUAUUUUGAAGCUGAGUUGCAGAGGAGCCACUUUCCUAAUGAGAAUGGGUGUUCAGGUGCCAUAAGCUGCAAUUUAAGGUUACCUGCUAAAUGAAAGCAAGAAAUCUUGAGUCUGAAGGGUGAAAUCCUUGGAACUGAUAAAAAUUGCUCAACUAUUAAAACUGGUUCCCAAAGGAAACUUCAUUUUCAGAACUUUAUGAACUAGCCUACAACAGAAGACUUGUCUGCUUCUUACUCUUAUGUAGCUAAAUAAGUUGUGUAGCACAAUACUACAAGACUUUGUUUUACAGUUUACAAAAAGGCUACUUUUUAAAAUAAACUUAAUCACAGCAGCUCUGUUAAGUAACACAUGCAUCUGAUGAACCUAGUUUGCAAAUGUAUUCAAGCAUUUAAUUUCUCAUAUGCAUUUUAUGUUGAAUGUGUUCUGGGUUCAAGAGAAUGUUAGCUCUUAAUUUUUAUAGUUUUCAAAUGUAGUGAGAUUGCACCAUUUUGCAUGGAAAAAAAUCAUACCCAAUAUGGCUGCUGUAGACUUUAAGUGGUACCUGGAACCACUCUGAGGGCUGCUUUAUCAUUUUAAUAGUACUUGGGUGUAGGACUGUAGUGUUCUUGGGUGUAUUGCAUGGGCUGCAUUAUCUACAGCAUUGUACAAUAACAACUCUAGAAAAGGCAGUAUACUUCACUGAUGCUUGUCUGGUAAUAUCACUUCUGUGUUAUAAUGGAAGGUUUUUUUGUGAUGUAUGAAACUUGUGUUUUUUAUAUAAACAAGUACAGUUUAGACUAGUAUAGUGGUAAUGCCUGUUCUCAUCUGUAAAUAGUUGUGUAUACAUAGGGCACUACUUCUGACUUCUAUUGCAGUGUUCAGUCUUAGUUUUUCUUCAUUAAAAGCAUCAGGUUUUUGCUUUAAACUUUGUUCUCAGUUGAGUUAUUAGAUAUACAAAUGUGUACAGAUAGUUCAUAUUUAUGUAUUGCACAUAAUCAUGCUACCCGGCAUCUAUGCUAUAUUGUAUUAUGUAAAUAAUAAAAUCAUGUACAGAGGGA